Erigeron canadensis is the source of this 2077-nucleotide messenger RNA. RefSeq names its product dihydrolipoyl dehydrogenase 1, chloroplastic-like. The transcript is spliced from 15 exons. Gene Ontology annotation, cellular component: oxoglutarate dehydrogenase complex; mitochondrion. Gene Ontology annotation, molecular function: flavin adenine dinucleotide binding; dihydrolipoyl dehydrogenase (NADH) activity. NCBI's taxonomy places the organism in Eukaryota, Viridiplantae, Streptophyta, Magnoliopsida, Asterales, Asteraceae. The record is from RefSeq and is a predicted model, not a curated record. The coding region runs from base 61 to 1758 and encodes 565 amino acids.
UAACGGUCUCCCUCCAUUUGUACCUUUCUUAUCACAUUCCGAACCAACCAGAAAAGAAAAAUGCACUCCUUAUUACUGAUCUCUACAACUCCACCCUCAUUUUUCGACUCACCGAUCAGCCUUUCGUCGUCUCCGGCCGUGUCGUCCGGUUUCUGCGGUCCCAGGCGAGACCUUUUACGUUUUACCCCUCAGUUAAAAAACAGAAUACUUAUUAGUAAUGUAUCCAAAAAGAAUCAUCAUCAUCAUCAUGUAUUAGCAGCAGCUGCUGCUUCGACAAAUGGGAACGGCAGUCCUACGACUAAAACGACGUCGUUUGAUUAUGAUCUGGUGAUAAUUGGUGCGGGUGUUGGUGGUCAUGGUGCUGCAUUGCAUGCUGUUGAAAAGGGUCUAAAAACAGCUAUCAUCGAAGGUGAUGUGAUAGGUGGAACAUGUGUAAACAGAGGCUGUGUUCCUUCUAAAGCUCUUCUCGCUGUUAGUGGCCGCAUGAGAGAACUCCAAGAUGAGCAUCACAUGAAAGCUUUAGGAAUACAGGUUGCGGGAGCUGGUUAUGACAGACAGGCAGUAGCUGACCAUGCAAGUAAUCUUGCUUCAAAAAUUCGCAACAAUUUGACCAAUUCACUGACAGCGCUUGGUGUAGACAUAUUGACAGGUUUUGGUUCAAUAGUGGGUCCUCAAAAGGUGAAAUAUGGACUGGAUAACAUGAUAACUGCAAAAGAUAUAAUAAUUGCUACUGGAUCAGUCCCUUUUGUUCCUAAAGGGAUUGAAGUUGAUGGGAAGACUGUUGUUACCAGUGAUCAUGCUCUAAAAUUGGAGUUUGUUCCUGAAUGGAUAGCCAUUGUAGGAAGCGGCUAUAUUGGCCUUGAAUUCAGUGAUGUGUACACAGCACUUGGUAGUGAGGUCACAUUUAUUGAAGCUCUGGAUCAGCUUAUGCCUGGAUUUGAUCCUGAAAUUAGUAAGUUAGCUCAAAGGGUUCUUAUAAAUCCGAGAAAAAUAGAUUAUCAUACCGGAGUAUUUGCUAGCAAGAUCACCCCAGCAAAGGACGGAAAACCGGUCAUUAUUGAACUUAUUGAUGCCAAGACGAAAGAGCUAAAGGAGACAUUAGAGGUAGAUGCAGCACUUAUUGCUACUGGAAGAGCUCCAUUUACAAAAGGUCUUGGGCUGGAAAAUGUAAAUGUUGAGACUCAACGGGGUUUUGUUCCUGUGGAUGACCGCAUGAGAGUUAUUGACGCGAAGGGGAAAAUGGUUCCUCACUUGUAUUGCAUUGGUGAUGCAAAUGGAAAACUGAUGCUUGCUCAUGCUGCUAGUGCACAAGGAAUCUCAGUUGUGGAACAAGUUAGUGGAAAAGAUCAUGUUCUCAAUCAUUUAAGUGUCCCAGCAGCUUGCUUCACCCAUCCUGAAAUCAGCAUGGUGGGGUUGACCGAGCCUCAAGCGAAGGAGAAAGCCAAAAAGGAAAAGUUCAAGAUAAGUGUUGCAAAGACAAGUUUUAAGGCCAACACAAAAGCAUUGGCAGAAAAUGAAGGAGAGGGUCUUGCGAAGUUGAUAUAUAGACCCGAUACUGGGGAGAUUCUUGGGGUGCACAUCUUGGGGCUGCAUGCUGCUGAUCUUAUCCAUGAAGCAUCAAAUGCCAUGGCAUUAGGAACUCGUAUUCAGGACAUAAAGUUUGCAGUUCAUGCACAUCCCACCCUAUCUGAAGUCCUGGAUGAGCUUUUUAAAUCAGCCCAGGUCAAUGUAGAUGAACGCAAACCAAUAGCAGUAUAACGAAAGUUCAAGUAAGUCGAGAAUAGCUGGUUCACAUUAAAGAAGUCCAACUAAAUGCUUAUCUUGAGGUUGUUUUGAUUACUCCGAUAAUAUAUUGUAAUCUGCUUUAUAUUGCGAGUUUUUUCUGUUUGGUUUUAUUGCAAUCUUGCAGCAUUAUUUUUUCAAGUAGCAAUGCUUUAAUAGGUCCAACAGAGGUUAUGCUCAUUCAACAUGCCAUAAACAUCUUUGCUAAUCCAGAACAGCACACCCCUAUGAAACUAUCAUGGAAUGAGCAUCCUUUUCUUUUACAUACGGAAGAAAUGGAUUUGUUGUGGUUUAA